AUGGAUGCUUCAACGAAAACGGUCGAAGUCGUCAAGAAAAAGCAUUUCGCCAUGCUAAGCGGUGAAAGAGGAGUUUGGGAGAAAUUUUACGAAUCCCCAACAUUAAAAGAGGUCGAAAAAUUCGAAUCAAAAGUCGAAAUAGUGAAGGGAUCAAAAAGGACAAAACAAUCAACGAAAACGCAGACAGCACAGCCUAAAGACAAGGCUAUACAGGUGUUCGUCUGGCGAUUAAUCCCGAUUCAAGUUGAUCGGAAAUCUGAUCGGCAAGCCGUUGAACAAUUUGUUCAAAAAUUCAAGAAAUUUGAGAAGAUUGGAGAAGAAUUUUCUGUUCCGGACGCUCUGUCGCCUAUCAGGGAUGGCGAAAAUUUCGACAUGCCAGUGAGUACCGAGGAGUGGAACAGGAACCAAAGGGAAGCCGAAAAAAAAGAAAGAGAGAGAUAUAAGGAAGAAAUCGCAAGAAAUGGAAAGGAAUGGACAGCUUGGAAGAUAGGCGAAUUUUACUGGGGGGACGAAGAAAGGGAAAACGAAAUAAUUAAGGAUGAUGAGAGACAACAAAGAAAUCAAAAAUCAAAAGAAAACCAAAACCAAAAAGAAAAAGAAGAAGACAAAGAAAACGAGAGACAAUUAGAAAGGGAACAUGAACAACGAAAAAGAAAAAGAGAGGAUGAAAGAACUGAAAUAAAGAAGGAAGCAGAUAAGAUCGAGAGAAAGCAAGAAGAGAACAACAAAAGGAAGAGGAUAAACAAUGAAAUCAAAGGAAAUGAAAGCAGUAUUAAAAUGAAGAUAGAGGCGAACAACAGAAAAAACGAAAACAUCGAACUAAAGAAAGAAGGAACAAACAUCGAGAAAGAAGAAGUGAACGUUGAGGAAAAGCAGUUAAAGAAGGAGGAUUCGAAAAAUAAAAAGGAAAAUCAAGGGAGAAAUAAGGGUCGGAAAAUUAGAGAGGAAGAUUUGAGGACCCUGGAUGGAAGAAAAUGGCUGAACGAUGAGAUCAUCAAUGGGAGGAUACUCGGCAGUCCAACGCUGGACAAAAAAAUUUAA
Messenger RNA from Venturia canescens, 1041 nucleotides. RefSeq names its product vicilin-like seed storage protein At2g18540. The transcript is spliced from 2 exons. The record is from RefSeq and is a predicted model, not a curated record. NCBI's taxonomy places the organism in Eukaryota, Metazoa, Arthropoda, Insecta, Hymenoptera, Ichneumonidae. Bases 1 to 1041 code for a protein of 346 amino acids.